AAAACCAUCUCAAGUUUUCAGCAACAUAAUGGCUCACAACUUUCCUCUCGAUGUAUGGGGUUGGAUCACCAACCUACCUCCAUUCUCCCAGUGGCGCUCCAACGCCAUGUCCCUUUGCAUCUGCCCCAUGCCAUCAGCAUCAGUAUCAUCACAGCCAUCGAUUAACCUAUCGGUUGUCAAAACCCCUCCGACACAGCCCUCCUUUGUCACCUUCUCCAUCUUUGCAAAUUGCCGUGUACCGAUUUCUCUGUGGACAUCAAAACCAGUCCACCUGAAAUCAAAGACACAGAGGGCUCUAGAUGAACAAGAAAUGCUAGAGUUGUUUGUCGACAUUGUGGACAGGGUGCUGCAAUAUGGACCAGACAAGAAACCGUCCUUUCGGUUUCCUGGAGCACAGAUUCAAGGCAAUCUGAAGGGCGUGUUUAACAUAGUUUUCCUGUCCCUGGCCUUCCUAGUUUGCAUCUAUGAGGCUCCCCAUGAUCUCCGCUAUCAAUGCCUGGAAUCCCUGAGAACACAGCUGACUGGGCCAAAGUGCAAAGAUGCUGCAAAGACCCUUGUCAGAAUGUUAGGAGCAAACCUUGAGGACCAAUGGAUGCAGGCAAUGAAUCUUGCAGUGACUAACUGGAUUGUUGAGCUACGAUCCUCACACCAUUCAUUUGGGGCGCCAUCACCACUGUUCUCAUAUGCUCUUUCAGCAAGCGGGCUCUGGAAGGUCCAGCUGUACUGCCCAGUCAUUGCCAUGGGCAUGGAAGAACCUGCAGUGCCAACACAAGAUGAGCGCCUUCUGUUUUCGCUUACUUAUCAGCAACUUGAAGGUGUGAUUCAGCUUGCCUACAAAACAAUCAGAAAGAACAACUGGAUUGAUGUUGAAUUAAAGGUGGAUAACAUAAGGUGUGAUGUGGACUCUUUGGUCUCUGAGAUCCUUAUGACCGAACGUGGACUUGGCUCUGAGGAGAAGCACUUUCCAUCACGUGUCAUGCUGCAAAUCACACCUAUGCAACAAUCAGAGGUCCUGUCGGUUUCAGUCAGCAAGUCCUCCGACAACCCCACGCAUGAAUUUGGCCUUGAGAAGGGCAUUGAAGGUUCAUUUGACCCCCCAAACUCAUUUGGUCUGAAGGCAUCAGUCAGCGAAAGCCUCACACUGGCCAUGAAACCCUGGAAAUUUGAACAGUCUGUGCAUGGGAACACUGCAACCUUGAACUGGUUUCUGCACGAUGGUGUAAACGGAAGGGAGGUUUAUUCCUCAAAGCCUUCCAAGCUCUCCCUGCUUCAGCCAAGGGCCUGGUUUCGUGACAGGUACUCAACUGUGUAUCGCCCAUUCACAAAGAAGGGUGGCGUCAUUUUUGCACGUGAUGAAUAUGGCGACAGUGUCUGGUGGAAGGUCUGUGGUGCAGCACUAGGGAAGACCAUGGACUGGGAGAUCAAAGGCUGGAUUUGGCUGACAUACUGGCCUAACAAACAGAAGACCUUUCACAGUGAAACAAGGCGGCUUGAAUUCAGAGAAUGUCUGCAACUUCCCCUUACAGAAUUUCCAUGAUGUAUCUUUUAGUAGUUUGAAUGACCAUAGAGCGCUAUGAGCCUAUAAUGCUGUACUAGUAUGCUAGGUAUUUAAAAAUCCAUAUGCAUGUAACAUUGUACUAUUGUACUUUAUCAUACUUUUAUGCAUCCAGAAAUAACUUCCUAAUAUAUGUGUUUGAG
Oryza brachyantha (malo sina) is the source of this 1698-nucleotide messenger RNA. RefSeq lists its product as uncharacterized. The record is from RefSeq and is a predicted model, not a curated record. The coding region runs from base 29 to 1537 and encodes 502 amino acids. The transcript has 2 exons. Lineage: Eukaryota; Viridiplantae; Streptophyta; Magnoliopsida; Poales; Poaceae.